AGUAUAAGAUGAGCUACAAAUAAAUACAUCACGUUUAAAGUUCUCUGUCUUCUCCUCUGUCUCCGAAGAAGAGAUCACAGUCUCGUCAAAUUAUUAUUAAACCAGAGCCACCGUCAUUAGCAGAAUUCUGCAAACAAAAUGUGACCCCGUUGGACUGGAUGGAAGUAUUAGAGUGGAGGAGACAACAACGGGAUGGGGCCUUGACCUCUCCUCCUGCUAAUUGUGGUCCCCGUGCUGUGGUCAGAUAGUUCAGCUGACAUCCAUAUAUUUCUUAUAAUUUCAGCAAAACAGGCCAACCACAAAGCAUGACACGAACACUAUAACCCAUAAAAAUGAUCCAGUGCACUGAUUGCGAAAGUUGUAAAAUAAAUAUUUAUGUAUUGUACUCGGACUGGAUUUGAAACAGCAGUUUAAUUCAUUGAAUGGGAAAUGACAGAGCAGAUUGGAAUAAAGAUUGGCGUCAAGUAAGAAGAAGAGAUAUCAUCGCAAACCAAGUUUUAAAUUUAUUCGUAUCCAGCAAGAAGGCCGUCGCCUUGAGUUGACAUUUAUUAACAUUUUCGAGCAAUGAAAGUGAACUGGGGAUCGUAAAAGUUUUUAAACUUUGCAUCGAAUCAUUACAUUGAGAAUACAAGAGUGUGGUCAUUUUUCGUACAUUUUUACCCGUGAUAACAAUGGCGAUUUAUUAAUUGUGAUUUAAUUUUAGUGAUUCAAUUCCGUUGGCUAACGUACAAGAUAGGUUUCUUAUCUAUGCAGAUAUUAGCAAGUGAAGUAAAUAUUGUGCCAUUUCUUGAGUAAUCUACCCCAAAAUUGCAAAUUCAAUCGUUUUCCACUAUUGCUAGUAAUGACCUUUGACAUUGAGAAAAAAAGUUGGUUGGCGUGGUGAAGUGUUGGUCGGCAUUUCUGCAUUUUGCUAGUAGUCAGUAGUAUUAGGCUCCCCGUCAACUCCAGACUCGACUGGCCGGCAGAAAAGUAAUAAAUUUUAGUUCACUCUCCAUCACUCUCCAAAUUCCAAGUGAAACUCUUCUCGUCAUACUCGUUUUCCUUAUCAGUUUUUGAAACCUUUGGACAAGAUGGGUGCUUGUUACGGAAGACUUGCCACGAAUGGUCGGGGCCAACCGGAGGAAGUGGUACGACCGCAGCGCGACCCCGGAGUAAAAACCCAACCACUUAAGAAAGAUGUUAUCAAAUGGAAGAGUGAAAAUCCCAUCACGAUGGGUCAGCUGAACAGCAAGCGAGACGAGUUUUGGGAAACGGCUCCCAUGUUUGAGGGUCGGCGUGAAAUUUGGGAUGCCAUUAAGGGUGCUGUUAACGCCAUCGAGAAUAGCGACUAUCCCAUGGCCCAGGCCAUUUUGGAUGGCGCAAACAUUUUCAUCCCACAUGGUACUUUGAUGGAAGCAUAUGAUGAGCUAGGAAACCAGUACAAAGUCCCGUUGUAUUGUUUGUCACGACCCGUUAACAUUCUCUGCGAGGAUUUUGAUGAAAACUCACCGAUAGAAGAAUUUACGAAUGACGAGGCGGCCGAAGAGGAUAAACAUUGGAUAAAACUUCGACUAUCUUCGUCAGGGAAGGAUGUCGACUUGCCGGUGAGACGAGCUGAGUCAGUUUCAUCAUGCAAGGCCAAGUUGGGGGUAAAGAUCAGUACCAAUCUACGGCAACGGUGGUUUUACGGCGGAAAACUUGUUGAAGACAAGACAAAGGUUCGAGAUCUCGGCGUCCCGGAUGGUCACAUCAUCCAAGUCGUUUUCUUAGAACACGGGUUGUUUACUAAUACAAAUGGUACGUUGCCAACUCCGUCAACACAGUAAUUUCAUCAUUCGUAUUCUAAUCAUUACCUUAAAAAAUAUUGAGUCAUCUUCAUCUUCGAAGCAAACACUGGUGUAAUGUAAUUAAAUUUAUCAAAUUGUUAAAGUGCUUCGCACAUUAUGUCCUGCAAUCUCUGUAAAAUUAGUUUGUAAAUUUUUGUUUUAACUAUCAUACAAUCAAUAUAACAUUAUGCGAGUAGAUUUAUUAUGAGGUGGUCAAAAUCAUAUAAAAUUAUAGCCCUAGUAUUUGUCAUUAAUGAAUGUAACUAUGUAACCCAUUGGAAUGAACGACAUUAAGUCAUUAUGAUUGAUUGAUUGAUUACCCAACUAAUUAUUUAUUAAUUUAUUGUGUCAUGAUGGAGGAUUAAAGUGUUCUUCCGUCUCUUCUCCUUAAAAGAACAAUCAAGUAUUGAUAUUUAAUCAACGAAAAAAUGACCAAUAAGAAAAUCCAAGAGCUAAAUGACUAUCUAUUAUAAGAUUUGAACUACUUUUUACAAAAGUGGUUAUUCAUUCAUAAGAACUGAUCAUGUUGAUUAUAUUAUUUUCCCCAUUAUUACCGUGGUACAAGUGGUGGUAGUUAGUGAGUAUUUAACAGUAAUUACUAUGAACGUUUGCGGAAAAUACAUUGUUGUAUAAGUUAGUAGUGUGUUGUAAGUGGUGUAUGUUUCACAAAACUAUGUAAUCAAGAGUGUUUAGAAUUCCUUAAAUUUCGUAGGAGUGUGGACUUCCCUCAGAUUCUAACAUAUUUUCUACCUGCUCAACAAAACAAAAUUUAACAAACAACUCUCCUGAGAAAUUGUUAAGAAUUUAAUUCUUAAAACUUGUACCCUUAACUUUGAAAUUUGUACCAACCACGGUAUUAUUCCAACCGUAAUGUGAAGGUAUUUGUUGCAGAUUUCAAAUUUUGUAACAAUUUUUAUAGAUUUUAAUUCCAUACUUAGAAACAGGAUAUCUAUGACAAAAAAUGUAAAAUUUUAUGAAUCAAGUUUGUCCAACAUUUGCCAAGUCUGUUAAAAUAUUUCUUAUUUAUAACUACUAGGAAUUUUAACAAACGAUACUCGAAACACAGCCAAAAACUAUCACAACAUUUAUCGUUUAAAAGCAUUUGCAUUUAUUCUUAUUUUCGUCUUUAUUUUUUACCUUACCCUAACGAAACUGAAACCAAUAGCGAAUUUUUAUGGAGCAAACUUGCAGAUUUUUAUAAUUAUUUUAUGUUUUUUAUCUUGACAUUUGUACAAUUUAUUUAUUAUUCAAAUCGCAUUUAAACUCGAGAGAAGUGAUGACAAAACGCCAUGAUGGAAAAUUCUCAGGUUUUUCGUUUCGCCAAUUAGAAAAAUAUUAUGAUCAAUGGUGCAAUUAUAACUAAAGUGAACAGAGAGGAGUGAGCAAUGCAGACGGAAAGAGGAGGAGCAGCUAAUUAGUUGUAAUAACGUUAUAUUUUUGUUUAAUUCUUGACGAAUUAUUAACAAUGCAAUUAUUAUCGAAGCGAGGAAAUUCAACUUGUCCAGAAAUUAAGAGAAACUCGUUAUUUAUUUAUUAUGAUGUGACGACGAUUAUUAUGUACUGACUAAUUUGUAUCUUUUGUAUGUAAAUAUUUUAUGAUAACCAAAAAGGAUGCCGAUACUUAUCCAUAUUAUUAAAACACAUAGGUUGUAGAAGUAGAAGUACUUAAUUAGCAACGUUGAUAACGUGUUACAGAUUACGUGUAUCCUGAUGAGAUGUUACUCUUAAAAAAACGUCGUACCUUUUACCUUCUCAAAAUCUUGAUGCGAGAUCUGGUUAUUAUCAAAUUUAAAAAAAACGUAGAUAUAGAAGACGCCCAUUUGUUAGGAUAUAACUUUGUGAUAAUAGUGUUCUAAUACUUGGGCUAAAUUAUAUUUCAAAAUCAAUUAAAUAAAAUGAUGUGUGAACGAUAAAAAGCGUGAAAAUAA
Folsomia candida is the source of this 3733-nucleotide messenger RNA. Its product is annotated as ubiquitin domain-containing protein 1. NCBI's taxonomy places the organism in Eukaryota, Metazoa, Arthropoda, Collembola, Entomobryomorpha, Isotomidae. The coding region runs from base 1071 to 1805 and encodes 244 amino acids. The transcript is spliced from 4 exons. The record is from RefSeq and is a predicted model, not a curated record. Gene Ontology annotation, molecular function: protein binding.